AUGUUCCCAUAUGAUACACAAAAACCAAUACCAAGAAAAAUAUGGCAAACAUGGAAAGUAUCAACCAAUGAUCCAACUUUCCCAUCAAAUUUUAGAAAUUUCCAACAAAAAUGGUCUCUUGCAGCAAAGGAAACUGAAAACAGUACUCCCAGUGAGGAGAAAUUCCAAUAUUCCUUAAUAACAGAUGACAAUAUCGAAUCAUUACUAAACAAUGUCUACGGUGAAGCACCACUAGUGAUCGAUGCCUUCCAAUUAAUGCCAAAUAAUAUCUUAAAGGCUGAUUUCUUUAGAUAUUUAAUUCUAUAUGCAAGAGGUGGGAUAUAUUCCGAUAUGGAUACUAUUCCUUUAAAGGAAUUAAAAGAUUGGCCUUCUCUUUCAUCUUCCUCAUCUCCUUCAUUAUUUUCCUCUGCACCUAUCCCAUACAAAGGUUUCAUUCCCUCUUCACCUUCAGCUUCUGUUUCUCCUUCGGCCUCGUCAAGAAAAGAACCAGGUUUGGUCAUCGGUAUAGAAGCUGACCCAGAUAGAGAAGACUGGAAAAAAUGGUACGCAAGAAGGAUUCAAUUCUGUCAAUGGACAAUACAAUCUAAACCAGGGCAUCCAAUAUUACGUGAAUUGAUCUUGAAUAUAACAUCAACAACAUUAAAUAGUGUCCCACAUUCCAAUUUAAAGAAAAUAAGAAAUUCCAUGAUUGAUUCCACUGUUAAGAAUGAUUAUAAUAUUAAUUAUAGAGACAAGAGACGCGAUGAUAAGAAUUAUAAGCAUGAUUCUUUAAAAACAUUCGAUAACGUGGAUGGAAGUGAUAUUAUGAAUUGGACGGGACCUGGGAUUUUCUCUGAUAUCAUAUUCGAAUAUAUGAAUAAUUUAGUUAAGACAAACUCAGAUAUCAUUCUAAUUAAUUCAAAUUACGUAGUGAUACCGAAUCUUCGACCACAGCUAAUGAGGAGAAUAAUGAAAAAUCAACAAAAAAAUAAUCACACAAAAAUAGAGAACUCAUUGAAUUUGAAAAGAUUAAUACCAUGGGAGUUUUUCACCUUGAUAACAGAACCAGUACUAGUGGAUGAUAUAAUGGUGUUACCUAUAACAAGUUUCUCUCCAGACGUGGGCCAAAUGGAGGCAAAAUCAAGUACUGAUGAAAUGGCAUUCGUCAAACAUAUGUUUGAAGGUUCAUGGAAAGAAGAAGCUGAUUCCAACAAAAAAUAA
Messenger RNA from Naumovozyma dairenensis CBS 421, 1200 nucleotides. RefSeq names its product initiation-specific alpha-1,6-mannosyltransferase (gene OCH1). The transcript has a single exon. The coding region runs from base 1 to 1200 and encodes 399 amino acids. The record is from RefSeq and is a predicted model, not a curated record. Gene Ontology annotation, cellular component: mannan polymerase complex. Gene Ontology annotation, biological process: protein N-linked glycosylation. Gene Ontology annotation, molecular function: alpha-1,6-mannosyltransferase activity. NCBI's taxonomy places the organism in Eukaryota, Fungi, Ascomycota, Saccharomycetes, Saccharomycetales, Saccharomycetaceae.